Trachemys scripta elegans is the source of this 4113-nucleotide messenger RNA. It is a transcript of the gene ATG16L1, whose product is annotated as autophagy related 16 like 1. Gene Ontology annotation, biological process: autophagosome assembly; negative stranded viral RNA replication. The coding region runs from base 809 to 2632 and encodes 607 amino acids. The record is from RefSeq and is a predicted model, not a curated record. Gene Ontology annotation, cellular component: autophagosome membrane. The transcript has 18 exons. Lineage: Eukaryota; Metazoa; Chordata; Testudines; Emydidae. Gene Ontology annotation, molecular function: protein binding.
CGUAGCGAGCCCAGUGAAGGCGCCGCCCGUGCUGGCAGAGCCUGCGGUGUCCGCCAGGGCCCUGACUGGAGGCGGCUGCUGUCCGGGUCGGGCAGCCCGGCGGCGGCGGAGGCAGCUGGCAACGGCUUUAUUGUGCGACGCGGAGCGCUCAGGCCCCCGGCGAUGUGCGGCUCGGGAGAAUGGCGCCGGUGGGGAGCGGCCGAGUGGGGCUGUGGCUGUGGCCAGGCUAGGGAGUGGUGGUGAGAGGCCCCCGCCUGUCAGAACCAUCCGGGGAGCCGGGCCCUGUCGCCCCCGGCCCGUCCCUAGGCCCCUCCCGAGUCUGUCACUGUCCUCUCCGCUCGCCCUGCUGCCAGGUGCCCUCUGCCCCGCCUAGGCUGUGCGCCCCGCUCCCCCCAACCCGUCCCCCGGUGCCCCCCCUCCCCGCCCUGCUGGUAGCUGAUCACUUCCCCCCCCCCGGCUCUGCCCUCUGCUGCCCCGCUCAGACUGUGCGCCCCGCCCUGCUGCCCGCUGCCCCCUUCCUCCCCCAGUCGGUGUGUCCUGCCCUUACUCAACCCCUGCAGUCUGUAUUUCUCGUCCGUGCCCCUGCCCGAGUGUAUUCCCUGUUCCCUCCCCACUACAGUGCCCCUGGUCUCGUCUGCGUCUCUCUCUGCCUGUGCGCCCCUCUUCUGGCCCCUCCAGAAACCACGAGGUCCUAAGCACUGGGAAGUCGCAAGACUGCGUGCGAGGGUGUUUGUGGCAGGAGUAACUUGCUUAGCCUGGUUCCGCUCAGCUCAGUAGAAAACGGGACGCUGAGGCCAGUGCUGGUGAGAUGACUUCUGGGCUCAGAGCUGCGAGUUUCCCCACGUGGAAACGUCACAUUGCAGAGGAGCUGAGGCGCCGGGACCGGCUGCAGAGACAGGCCUUUGAAGAGAUCAUCCUCCAGUAUAACAAGCUGCUAGAGAAGACUGAUCUCCAUGCCGUGCUGGCUGAUAAGCUGCAAGCAGAAAAGUAUGACUUACAAAGCAGACAUGAGAUCAGUCCAGGGCAUGAUGGCACAAGGAAUGAAGCUCAAUUGCAGGAAAUGGCCCAGCUGAGGAUUAAACAUCAAGAGGAGCUGACAGAGCUGCAUAAGAAGCGUGGCGAGUUGGCCCAGUCAGUGAUUGAUUUGAAUAACCAAAUGCAGCAGAAAGACAAGGAGAUGCAGAUGAAUGAAGCAAAGAUUGCAGAAUACAUGCAAAAGAUCUCUGAGCUGGAAACAGAGUGCCAGGAAUUGCGCAGCAAGCUGCAAGAACUUGAGCGAGCCAAUCAAACACUGAAGGAUGAGUAUGAUGCUCUCCAGAUCACCUUCACUGCCCUAGAAGAGAAACUGAGGAAAACUACUGAAGACAACCAAGAGCUGGUCACACGUUGGAUGGCAGAGAAGGCUCAGGAAGCUAAUCGGCUCAAUGCAGAGAAUGAGAAGGACUCGAGGAGGCGACAAGCCAAGUUGCAGAAAGAGCUAGCAGAAGCUGCCAAGGAACCACUGCCAGUUGAACAGGAUGAUGAUAUUGAAGUGCUUGUGGAUGAAACUUCUGACCCAGCUGAAGAGACUUCCCCAGUGCGAGCUGUCAGCCGGACAUCCAGUAAGCGACUGUCCCAGCCAGCUGGAGGCCUUCUGGACUCUAUCACUAAUAUUUUUGGGAGACGCUCUCUGUCCUCAUUUCCCGCUCCCCAGGAAAAUGUAGAUGUGCAUCCAGGUUCCAGUAAAGAAGUGAGAGUGCCCACUACUGCAGUGUAUGUCUUUGAUGCACAUGAUGGAGAAGUGAACGCAGUGCAGUUCAGUCCUGCUUCCCGGUUACUAGCAACAGGAGGCAUGGAUCGGAGAGUUAAACUCUGGGAAGUCUUUGGAGACAGGUGCGAGCUGAAAAGUUCUCUCUCUGGCAGUAACGCAGGGAUUACGAGUAUCGAAUUUGACAGUGCUGGCUCUUAUCUCUUAGCAGCUUCAAAUGACUUCGCCAGCAGAAUCUGGACUGUAGAUGACUAUCGAUUACGGCACACACUGACAGGCCACAGUGGGAAGGUGCUGUCAGCCAAGUUCUUGCUGGAUAAUGCACGCAUCGUGUCAGGGAGUCAUGACCGGACACUCAAGCUCUGGGACCUGCGCAGCAAAGUUUGUAUAAAAACAGUAUUUGCAGGAUCAAGCUGCAAUGAUAUAGUGUGCACAGAGCAGUGUGUGAUGAGUGGACAUUUUGACAAGAAGAUUCGCUUCUGGGACAUCAGGACUGAGAGCAUAGUGCAGGAGCUGGAACUGUUUGGGAGGAUCACUGCUUUAGACCUGAACCCAGAGAGAACAGAGCUCUUGACCUGUUCCCGAGAUGAUCUGCUGAAAAUCAUUGAUUUGCGAGUCAAUGCUGUCAAACAGACUUUCAGUGCCCAGGGAUUCAAAUGCGGAUCUGACUGGACCAGAGUCGUGUUCAGCCCUGACGGUAGCUAUGUGGCAGGUGGUUCAGCUGAUGGGGUCCUGUACAUCUGGAAUGUGCUCACUGGGAAAGUGGAGAGAACUCUUGCAAAGCAUCACAGCUCCUCUAUCAAUGCAGUGGCAUGGUCACCAGCCGGUGCCCAUGUGGUCAGUGUGGACAAAGGAAAUAAGGCUGUCCUGUGGUCUGAAUUUUGAUUGGAAGGAGAUGAAAGACAGUUUCAAAUGUCUCUCACUGGGAGGAUGCCGGUCCAGGGCUGGACAGAAUGGAGGCCCAAGCCUUGAUUCAUCCUUCAUGCAUUUGGGCUUCAUCCAAUGGGCUUUGCUUCUCAGAGGAGAGCUCUAAUGAGGCAAUCAAGGACGAGGAGCUGGAGGCGCAGAGCCCUUUACUGCCUAUAAGCAUGUUGCUGGCCCUCAGGCUCAGCAAAGGGUCAGCUGAUUUGGAUGGCGAAUACUACUAGUCAUGCCUUGACAUGCAGUUUCUAUGCACUGGAUGGAGCCGAAGGUACUAGCCAGAUUCCCUCACCGGACAGCUGUGCCAAAUACCCUAUUAUACAAAUGUACGUACAGCACUUCUGACUUGGACGUGUUGGAAAGACAUUUACCAUGUAUUCUGACCUAAUGCAUGUCCUGUUUCUUGUGUUCUGUUCCCAUGAAGUAGCUUAAGCAUGGGGUGAGGGCAUUCUGAAACAUGGACAGAGUGGGUCCUAGUCAAGUCUAUAAAGUGAUGGAACAGCUGUAAACUAAUUUAAAUGUUUCUGUUGCUCUGGCAGUUCUGCCCCCUGUGUUGUUGGUUGAGUUUGGGGCUUCUCCAAUUCUGACAUGGUCUCUCUGGCAGUUUGUAAUCUGAGAACUCCCUGCAUCAUUUUGAUCUGUAUUGCAGGGAACUGUCCAUUCUUCAGGGAUGAUGCAUCUUUGUUAAAACUCCCUCCAAUAGCUCCUGUAGCAGAAGUACCAAAAACUGGGGAAAGGAGAAUUUUAAUUCGAACCAAUAUAUUUCCUUUUUGUUGGCGCAAGGGGAGGGGAGAGGGGAGGUGUAACAUCUGCAGUGGGAGUAAUGGUGCUGCUGUGAUGAGGAAUGUAUCCAUACCAAGACUUCCAGUACCAGAAAAUAAAUGUAUAGUCUAUUCUGCUGUUCAUCCAUCCUUCUCUGUUGGAGGCCGUUGGUGGAGCACGGGGGAGCAAUGGGAUUCAAUCCUGAAUGUAAUGCUCUAAUGCUGGCAAUCCCUGGCCACUUGCCCCCUUUCUGAGCACAUGUGCAAUAUUCUCCUUUGUGCUUGAACCCUUCCUGUGCCAUCGAACAGGGUUUACACCCUAUAUCCUCAGGCAUCUAAAUAUGUGAGGUGGUUGGAGGAGAACUAACUGUGAUGUUUUGUAACUUUUAUCCAGCCAAACUUUUCCACCUCAGAUGGGCCUCAAGAUAAGCCACCAGCGUUCUGUCGCCUUUUUAUUUGCACUUUAUUUUGCUUCCUUCCUGAGCUUGUUUUCUAAGGAAGUGUUUGAUGGAUUAGGAAAGAGGGUUGUUCCUAGGACAGAGGUCUUUCUCUAACCCAGCCUUUCUUUCAGACAACUUCUGCAGAGGGGAGUUGAGAGUAUACAGGGCAAAACUUUUAUUUAUUCAGCUGCCCACCAGAACUUGAUUGUAAAUAAACCUGUGUUCUGCUUUUAAAACCCACAAA